Colletotrichum phormii is the source of this 1098-nucleotide messenger RNA. RefSeq lists its product as uncharacterized. The transcript is spliced from 2 exons. The record is from RefSeq and is a predicted model, not a curated record. Bases 212 to 976 code for a protein of 254 amino acids. Lineage: Eukaryota; Fungi; Ascomycota; Sordariomycetes; Glomerellales; Glomerellaceae.
AAUCUCUGUGCAUGAUGUGCCCUAGACAGGAUGGUCGAUCUCGAGGUGCAGUGACACUCAAAAGCAGUCGAAACGAGCCAAAAUUUGCCGAGUGGAGGAGGAGGGGGGCAGAACUGGCUAUUUCGUCUAUUGAUGAGCUGUCAGGCGGCGCCUCGUGGAUGCGGGGAUACAGCGGGACGAUCAAAUCGCCAAAAAAAAUAAAAAAUUUGAGAUGGAUGACGUUGGUUGUUUUUUGUUGCCAUUUUGGUCACAAACGUAUCGAGCUGCUGUCACUUUUGACAGUGAUCUGUGUGUACUAGCGACAACGACUACGGAUCCAUCUCGUGCCAUGUAUGCUCCGUACUCCGUACAUGCUGUGAGAUCUGGGGGGAGCCUCGUCAAUCUGCCCGCGUCGACAUUUGUCGUUCCAGCACUCCGUAGCGCAUUGAUACAGUGUGGGUGGGGGGGUUUGCUGUGUUGUUUCGUAUGCCUCAUUGAGACGACGUCUUUUUUGGAGAGGAGCAGACCGUUGAGAGUUGGCCGAAACAAAGGAGCAAAGAAUCUUGGGCUCCCCAUGUUUCCGGGCAUUGAGAAGGCCGGGAUGUUGCGCAUGGCGGAGCGAAAUGCGCAUGACAUGGCCGAAAUCACAACCGGUGUGUCCCACUUAAAAUCUGGCGAUUCGGAGGGGCAUGACCGGCCACUUCCACCGAGUUGUCAAUGCGUCUUCGCUUCGUCGGGUCGAUGCUUCUACCCCGUUGUCCGGGAUAACGGCUCGAGAUCGAGUUCAAUCGAGAGACCCGUCGCGGGUUCCUGGUCGGCUCAGUUCUGCCACGAUUGCCACGGUCGCACCGAUGGAAGGAUCCGGCCAUGUAAGCAUUUUCGAAUGUUCGGUGUUGGCCUUGGAGCAACACCAGCUUGGUUAAGGAUGGAAGAUUGGUUUAUGCCUUGCUUGGCGCAGGAUGGAUUGAGUUCUGGAAUAUUCUGUUUGUCUGUAUGAUUCUUUCAAUGAGAUAGAUGUUGGGCGGGAGGCAGUGUAAAAUUGACCGUUGAGCACAUUGUCAACCUGAGGUCAAGAUGUGUUGCCUGAUAGUUGUGAGGAGUAAGAACCCACGAGACCUG